AAAUAAAAGGGUUCGAGAACAGGUGGAAAUAAAACGGUUCCACGAGGAGCGUCGACAAAGAAAAUAUUCAGAUUUUUACACUUCUUACACCUGAAGAUGAAGACACUGGUGUUUGUCUCACUGUGUCUAACAGUGACUCUUGCCAUGCCUCCAAAUCCUGGUCUGACUAAGGGAAACCAGAGCCCUCUGGUGGGAGACAAAGUUCCUCUACAGGGUCAUGUGGAGGUGGAGGUUCCUGCACCACAGGCUGAACUGAGACCCAAGGAGCAGCAGGAGAAGAUGUCUCUAGUGGUGGAAGUAGAGGAUGAAGCUAAGCCACAAGUUAAGGUGGAGCAAGAGGUUAAAGAGGAACCGGAGAUGAAAGUGGAGUUAGAGCUUGAAGCAAAACCAGAGGUGAAGGUGGAGCAAGAUGUUCAAGAGGAACCAGAGAUGAAAGUAGAGUUAGAGCUUGAAGCAAAACCAGAGGUGAAGGUGGAGCAAGAGAUUAAAGAGGAACCAGAGAUGAAGGUGGAGCAAGAGCUUCAUGAAGAACCAGAGAUAAAGGUGGAGCAAGAGGUUAAAGAAGAACCAGAGGUGAAGGUGGAGCAAGAGGUUAAAGAGGAACCAGAGAUGAAAGUAGAGUUAGAGCUUGAAGCAAAACCAGAGGUGAAGGUGGAGCAAGAUGUUAAAGAGGAACCAGAGAUGAAGGUGGAGCAAGAGCUUCAUGAAGAACCAGAGAUGAAGGUGGAACAAGAGGUUAAAGAAGAACCAGAGGCGAAGGUAGAGCAAGAGGUUAAAGAAUUACCAGAGAUUAAAGUAGAGCUAGAGCUUGAAGCAAAACCAGAGGUGAAGGUGGAGCAAGAUGUUAAAGAGGAACCAGAUGUGAAGGCGGAGCAAGAGCUUCAAGAAGAACCAGAUUUUGAGAAGGAGCAGGAACGUAUGAUGGAGCUAGAGCUUAAAUUGAGAAGAGAUAUGAAUGCGGGGCAAGAGGCUAAGGAAGAGCCAGAGGUGAAGAUGGAGCAAGAGGUUAAAGAGGAACCAAAUGUGAAGGCGGAGCAAGAGCUUCAAGAAGAACCAGAUUUUGAGAAGGAGCAGGAACGUAUGAUGGAGCUAGAGCUUAAAUUGAGAAGAGAUAUGAAUGCGGGGCAAGAGGCUAAGGAAGAGCCAGAGGUGAAGAUGGAGCAAGAGGUUAAAGAGGAACCAAAUGUGAAGGCGGAGCAAGAGCUUCAAGAAGAACCAGAUUUUGAGAAAGAGCAGGAGCGUAUGAUGGAGCUAGAGCUUAAAUUCAGACGAGAUGCAAAUGCAGGGCAGGAGCUUCAAACAGGGCAAGACACUGAAGAUGGGUUGGAGGUCGAGGUGGUGCCAGAGGAUGUAGACCAACCAGAAGGAGCAGCUCACACUGAAGGUUUGGACGAGCCACUGGACGAUGACAGUGUCAUGUUCCCAGAGGAAGAGAACGAUCCUGCUGAUGGAAUUCUGCCAGUAGUAGAGGAGGAGGAGGGGCGUCAAGUGAGGAACGCCGAAUUGGUUUCAGAUGAAGAUCCAUUCACAGAACUGAAGCCCGAGAUGAUGAAAGAGACCUUACAAAAUGAAGAACACAUAUCAUACAUGGGUAUCAUGGAUGAAGGGCCAGCGCUGGACUCUCUGGGUCAGCCGAUGUUAUCUUCAGAGAGCUAUUUCCCAGAGGUGGAGUCGGGGAGGGAGGCCUUCACACUGCAAGAUGUUCCUCCAGCAGAAGAACCUGGCCGUGGGAUUGUCAGAGAGUUGCAGGUCUCUGAUCAGGGGGAGAAAACAUCUCAAGGGGGGAGCUGUUCCUCUGGUGUCGUGCUCGAGGGCAAGUGUUACCAGUUCUUCAAGGAACCAAAGGUGGCUGCAGAUGCAGAGUUCUUCUGCCAGAGAAGCUUCUCCGGAGGUCACCUGGCCUCCAUCACGAGCCAGAGCGCCCACAUGGAGAUGAUGAACUUAAUGAUGAGACACAAUGGCAGAUACACGCGCACCUGGAUUGGAGGCUUACGAUAUUUGGACACCGGUCGCUUCCUCUGGUUGGAUGGAGCUGAGUGGAUUUAUGCAGACUGGCUGUUAGGAGAACCCAGCCACACAGCAAACGUGGAGAAUUGUGUGGAAGUUCUGGCAAAUGGAAAGUUUAAUGACUUCACGUGUUGGGAGCCUCAGCCUUUCAUCUGCUCCUUCCCUCUUCAGUGAAAGUGCAGCGACACACACAGUUUCUUUUCGUGUCCAACAACAAACACACGUACACUUGGGAAAAGAAAAAGUGAUGUUAUAUAACCUCAACUCAUUCGUGUUGAUAAAAUGAAUGAAUAAGCCUCUGGUUGAAAUGACUUGUAUAUAAGAAUUAUUUUGGUUUUUAUUUGGUUUGGAUAUUUUCUUUUGUUUUGUGUUUUUUUAAACAAAUGUUGUGUUGCUAAAGAAAGCAAGAUGGUUUAGUCUUGAUUUGUGAUUAUUUUCCCGCUGAAAAACUCAUAAUAAACUGAAUUUAAAUUUGA
Molecule: messenger RNA, 2483 nt
Organism: Solea solea (common sole)
Lineage: Eukaryota; Metazoa; Chordata; Actinopteri; Pleuronectiformes; Soleidae
Product: probable inactive protein kinase DDB_G0270444
Exons: 6
Coding region: 97-2181 (694 amino acids)
Molecular function (GO): signaling receptor activity
Source: RefSeq, a predicted model, not a curated record